Molecule: messenger RNA, 1744 nt
Organism: Hemibagrus wyckioides
Lineage: Eukaryota; Metazoa; Chordata; Actinopteri; Siluriformes; Bagridae
Product: speriolin-like protein
Exons: 4
Coding region: 483-1394 (303 amino acids)
Source: RefSeq, a predicted model, not a curated record
GUAACACAUGAGCAAAUCAACCGGAAUUUACAAACAGUUCUUUAACGUGAAACAAACAAAAAAAUAAGAUUGUUUUAUGAUUAUAAUGUGUGGCUCAGUGCAGAGCCAGGGGUGCCAAAACUUUUGCCUCUGAGCGAUAGAGUGCUGGUUAUGUGUGUUAUAAUGGAGGCGUGUGUACGUUGUGUUUAUUAGAUCAAAUAAAAUGCUGGUAUUCGCACUCAGAUGUGGUUUAUUACCUGAUUUAUCUGAUAAAAUCUAAUAAAUUAUAAAACUCCAGCUUUUACUUUAUUAUACUACAAAUAUGUGAUUGUUUUUAUUCAACCAAUCAGUGAUCAGCACUCUUUCUAGCUCCUCCCACUUGCCUGGACUGGGUUCUUAGUGGGAGGAGCUAGAACAUUCCAAAAGGGCUGAAGAGUCCAGGGUUUUUUUUGAACCUUGGAAUCAAUUCCUGAACCUGUGACCUCACAAUCAAGAACAUUUUGAUGUCCAGUUCUCUGAUGUCACUCCAGACCUCAGGAGUGGUCAGUCAGUUACUUUGUCUCCCAGAGAAACGCUGUAUUUUUGCUUCGUCUGUGAUUUUAAAGUUGAUUAUGAUGGAUGAACGUGAGUUUGACUUUACGGCCUCGCUGCUUCUCCAAAACGAGAAGCUCAGGCGUGAGGUGGAGGAUCUGAAAACAAUGCUGAGUUUGGUGAUGGAGAACCUGGAGCUGCGUUCGAGGCUGGACAGCUUCUCCUCAGCCAGAGAUACGGUCAUGGAGGAACAUGAGCUCAGAGCAGGGAAGAAAUCCACGUUCCAGUGGCAUGACAGUUCAGUGAAUGAGAGCCUGUUCAGAGCAGGUCUUAUCGCACCUCAUCACACGUCGUCUCCACUCAGAACCCCAGCGAGCAGACCUGCAGGUCCGGGCACGUCCUUCUCGUCCGCCCAGGGGGUGAAAGAGCGCCAGCGCUUGUUGGGGGAAAUCGGCUUCCAGCUGGAACGCAGGAUCCUCUCCCACGUCUUCUACAAAAACACCAGACUGUACGGCUUCACCGUCAACAACAUACAGGAAAAGAUCAUACAGGUGUCUACACAUCCUCUGACCGGACAGGUGGAUAAGGCGUACAGGUCCGAGCUGACCAAGCGCUAUGUAGACCUGAUGGAUCGCCUCAGUGCUUUGGGCUACAACAUGACACUCCAUCCUCCCUUCACCGAGUUCAUCAUCAACAUGUACGGCAUCUUAGCGGUCCGACCGGACACGUGCACGGCCCGGGGACAGGGCUACAACAACCUGGACGACAUGCGGUGUGCGAUGUUGGAGGCGGUGCCACCCAGCCUGCUGAAAGACCUCCUGGUCCUCUUCAGCUGCCUGUGCUACCUGGCGGAGAAGGAUGGAAAACCGCUCAUCCUGUGGUAGCGCUAUGCGCUAGCUCACUUCCGUGAACUGCUAGAUAAACUGAGGACUUUUGUUAAUCAUUAAAUAGUCUGGAACAUGACCUUACUGCUUCGUUUUUAUUUAUCCUACACCUCACAGAUAUUAUUAAGAUUGACCUGGGCAGACAAGGCUAGCGUAGCUACUGAGUACGGGAAGCUAAUAGCCUCCAGUGUAGCAUUGUACAUUGAAAUCAGUUGUUCUGUGUCUUUCAGGUUAAAACAAACUGUACACAACAGCUAGAGAUUCAUUACAACACAUCCACUGAAGUAAUGCCUCAGAAAUGAUCUGAUCUGAUGAUGAGGACUGAUCCUGAUUUGUGUUUCUUGUUGUGG